AUGAAUUUACUGCAAAUCUCAGCACUGGCAGACGGCGACGUAAGAGAGUUGAUAACUUCGUUGCAAGGGCAUGGAUUGCUGCCAAAUCUGCUUCGUUGUGGAAAUUGCAACCUGGAUAUGGUUAUUUCUGCUCGAAACGAAGAUCACGUCCACGGAUAUCAGUGGUAAGUGUUACAGUUAAAGUAUUUCUGAUAUAGAAGAUUAUCAGUUGUCAAUUGAAAUAUUAAAAAAAAACCGAAAACAGACCUCAACCGAAAGAUACCAACUCGGUGGUUAGGAAAGCGAAAUGCAACUCAGGUUAAGAUGUUUUAUUUUCAGGUCUGGAUAAUGAGUUGGUAAUGCAGCGAUCGUGAACUGCGAGCUUAGACGUGUUUCCAGCUUUGGUUGUCACAUCUCACUUUUCGGCGCUCAGCGAUCGAAACGUUACUUUAUUCUUAGGAUAAUGUUCCCGCGGAUGACAAAUUCGAUGAAUUAUAUAAACUUCAGCGGCGAGCUGGCGGACCUAAUGCCGGAACACCGGGCACCAAAAAUGCCACUAAAGAAUUCAGCAUACUCACUGAACAACGUCUUCUAGACAAAAAUAUUAAUAAUAACAAUGAUAAGAAUAAUAAUAAUAGUUAUGGUGAUGAUGAUAACAGAAAAAGAUAUAUAGAUAUAAAAGCCUUUUUUUAUACAGUAGAUAUGAACCAGAUUACCAGAUGCUUUCUUACUAA
This is a messenger RNA of Pocillopora meandrina, 713 nucleotides long. Lineage: Eukaryota; Metazoa; Cnidaria; Anthozoa; Scleractinia; Pocilloporidae. The record is from the annotation of a GenBank genome assembly.